AUGGAGAUUGGGUUGCCCACGGACGUGCAGCACGUCGCGCACGUCACGUUCGAUAGGUUCCAUGGAUUCCUGGGGCUGCCCGUUGAAUUCAGCCAGAAUGCAAGUGUCUUCGGAGUUUCAACAGAAUCAAUGCAGUGUUCCUAUGAUUCCAGAGGAAACAGUGUCCCAACAAUCCUCUUGAUGAUGCAGAGACGCCUUUAUGAACAGGGUGGUCUUCAGGCAGAAGGUAUCUUCCGCAUAAAUGCAGAGAACAGCCAGGAGGAGUUUGUGAGAGACCAAUUAAAUAGUGGAAUUGUUCCGGAUGGCAUUGAUGUCCACUGUUUGGCAGGUCUAAUCAAAGCCUGGUUUAGAGAAAUGCCGAGGGGGGUUCUGGACUCUAUCCCACCUGAACAGGUGAUGCAAUGCCAAUCUGAAGAGGACUGUGCUCGGGUAGCGAAAUGCCUUCCACCAGCUGAAGCAGCUUUGCUUGACUGGGCUGUUAAUCUGAUGGCUGAUGUAGUCCAAGAAGAACAGAUAAACAAGAUGAAUGAUCGCAAUAUUGCUAUGGUUUUUGCACCAAAUAUGACUCAGAUGGCAGAUCCUUUGACUGCACUUAUGUAUGCAGUCCAAGUGAUGAAUUUUCUCAAGAUGCUGGUACAAAAGACUCUCAAGGAUAGAGAGGAGUCCACUCCAGAGGAUGUUUUGCUGCCCCAGAAGGACCCAUCUGAUGAAAAUGGGCAUCAGAAACCCAGCGUGACACUUGAUUCUCUCCUUGAGGAAGGAUCUAGGCGCCCUUCUUUUGCCAAGGAAGAGCCCCUUCUGAACAGUCCUGCCCACAGCACUGAUGAUAAGUCUAAUGAAACUAAUACCACUUUAGGAGUCACUGCUGCUUUCACUGCCCAGACAAGUGAAGUAGUAACGAGUGUGGAGGACUCCACUAGUGGCUCACAACCUGCAACUGCUGGCCCAGUUGCUAUUGCUGAUGCUUCCAGCACGACAGCUACACAUUCUCUUCAAGGCAAGGGGAGCCGAAGCCUGAAUCGGAGGAGGACUAGAAAGGGCAAAGGCCAGGGCCAGUCUGGUACACGCACCGCACCUGCAGCUGAGAAAUCAAGAGGUGCGAGCAUCGUGAGCCGGAUAAACUCGAAGGUUGAGCGGAUCGAAGCAUGGAGAUGA
Messenger RNA from Miscanthus lutarioriparius, 1155 nucleotides. NCBI's taxonomy places the organism in Eukaryota, Viridiplantae, Streptophyta, Magnoliopsida, Poales, Poaceae. The record is from the annotation of a GenBank genome assembly.